Messenger RNA from Halteromyces radiatus, 3002 nucleotides. RefSeq names its product plasma-membrane proton-efflux P-type ATPase. The record is from RefSeq and is a predicted model, not a curated record. Gene Ontology annotation, biological process: proton export across plasma membrane; regulation of intracellular pH. The coding region runs from base 64 to 2811 and encodes 915 amino acids. Gene Ontology annotation, cellular component: plasma membrane. NCBI's taxonomy places the organism in Eukaryota, Fungi, Mucoromycota, Mucoromycetes, Mucorales, Cunninghamellaceae. The transcript has 4 exons. Gene Ontology annotation, molecular function: P-type proton-exporting transporter activity; ATP hydrolysis activity; ATP binding.
UUUUCCUUUUUUUUUUUUUUAUUUAUUUUAGUCCCAUUGAAUUGACAUCGUUACUACUCUGCCAUGGCGGAAGAAAAAGCUAUCAAACCUGACAAUAACGAAAAGGCCGGAAAAGAAGAAGAAUUCGAAGAACAAGAACAUAUCGAACAUGAAGAUGAAAUUUCGCCUGAAUUGGAAGCUUUACUUCAUACCGAUCCAUCCAUUGGUUUGACCUCGGCUGAGGUACAAGAAAGAUUACAACAAUUUGGUCACAAUGAACUUCCUGAAAGAAAAGCCAAUCCGUUCCUCAAGUUUAUUCGUUACUUUAUGGGUCCCAUUUCCUAUUUGAUUGAAAUUGCUUGUAUUAUUGCUGCUGUUGUUGGUGAUUGGAUUGAUUUUGGUAUCAUUUUGGCUCUUUUGUUUAUCAAUGCUCUGAUUGGUUUCAUCGAAGAAAUGAAGGCGGAAUCUGCUUUGGAUGCCCUUCGUCAAACUUUAGCUCUCAAGACUCGUGCCAUUCGUGAUAGCAACUUGGUAGAAAUCGAAGUACGUGAAUUAGUCCCUGGUGAUAUCUUUGUGCUUCGUAUUGGUGAUAUUGUUCCUGCUGAUGGUCGUUUAUUAGGUUUGGGUGUCAAUGGUGAAGAAAGUUCAGCUGAACUACAAAUCGAUCAAUCUGCUUUAACCGGUGAAUCUCUUCCUGUGCACAAAAAUAAAGGAAAUACCGUCUAUUCCUCUAGUAUUGUCAAACAAGGUCAACAACUUGCUGUGGUCACCAAAACAGGUUCCAAUACUUUUAUCGGUCGUGCUGCUAACCUGAUUGCUAUUACUGCUGAUGAAGGACAUUUCCAAAAAAUCAUUGCCAAAAUUGGGAAUGUUCUUAUCUGGUCUACCGUCGUUUUGGUCUUGAUUGUUUUUGUUUAUCAAAUGGUGCAUUUCCGUAAUACUCCUGAAGGUGAUUGGCGAGUGGUUCUCGAAAAUUGUUUGGUCUUAACUGUGGCUGCUAUUCCUGUGGGUUUACCGACUGUGAUGUCUGUUACUAUGGCCUUGGGUGCAAAACAACUGGCUGCAAAGAAAGUGAUUGUCAAACGUCUGACUGCUGUUGAAGAAUUGGCUUCGGUUUCUGUUUUAUGUUCUGACAAGACUGGUACACUAACUCUGAAUGAAUUAACAUUUGAUGAACCAUGGCUCAAUGACAACUAUACUGCUGAUGAUAUUCUCCUUUACUCUUAUUUGGCAGCUGAACCUGGUGCGAAUGAUCCUAUUGAAACAGCUGUCCGUCGUGCUGCUGAAACAUCAGUGGAUAUCUUACGAGAUAGACCGGCAAAUCAACGUGAUGUUCCCGGAUACAAAGUGACUCAAUUCCAACCGUUUAAUCCAGUGACCAAGAUGACUCAAGCAACUAUCAUGGAUUUGGAAACAAAUCAACCUUUCCGUGUCGCCAAAGGUGCUCCUCAAGUCAUUACUCGUCUUGUUGGUGGUAAUCAAGAAGCAGUCAAGGCAGUGAAUGCUUUGGCUCGUCGUGGUCUUCGUGCUCUUGGUGUGGCAAAAACUGUACCUGGUGAUUUAGAACGUUUUGAAUUAAUUGGUAUGAUUUCUCUCCUGGAUCCUCCUCGUCCUGAUUCGGCUGAUACUAUUCGUGAUUGCAACUCUUUGGGUGUGGACGUCAAGAUGAUUACUGGGGAUCAACUUAUUAUUGCAAAGGAAGUCGCUGCUCGUUUAGGUAUGGGUCGUGUUAUCUUGGAUGCAAAUCAUUUAGUCGAUCCUACAAAGUCUGAAGAAGAAGUUACUGUCCAUUGUCAACGUGCUGAUGGGUUUGCACAAGUGAUUCCUGAACACAAGUAUCGUGUAGUAGAACUUUUACAAAACAAAGGACUUUUGGUUGGUAUGACUGGUGACGGUGUGAAUGAUGCUCCUGCUUUAAAGAAGGCUAAUGUAGGUAUUGCUGUUUCUGGAUGUACUGAUGCUGCUCGUUCUGCUGCUGAUAUUGUCUUGUUGGCCCCUGGUUUAUCUACCAUUAUUGAUGGUGUCAAGACUUCUCGUGCUAUCUUCCAACGCUUGCGAUCUUAUGCUCUUUAUCGAAUUACCUCCACCAUUCACUUUUUGAUCUUUAUGUUUAUCAUCACUAUGGUGGAAGAUUGGCGUAUGCCUGCUAUUUUAUUGAUUAUGAUCUGUGUUUUGAACGAUGCAGCUACUUUGGUGAUUUCUGUGGAUAAUACUCAAAUCUCUGAUCGACCCGAUAAAUGGCGUAUUGGGCAACUCUUAACGCUUUCCUUUAUUUUGGCCAUCCUGCUCUCUGCACUUUCUUUUGCUCACUUUUAUGUUGCUCGAGAUGUAUUCCAUGUUGGUAAAUAUGAACUUCAUUCUAUCAUGUAUCUUCAUAUUUCUUCUGCACCUCACUUUGUUAUUUUCUCUACAAGAGUACCUGGAUUUUGGUGGGAAAACAUGCCACACUGGUUAUUUGCAGUUUGUGUGUUAUUAACUCAGGUCCUUGCCCUCUUCUUCUCUGUAUAUGGUGUUUUCGGUGAACGAGAGGAAGUGGCUGGUUGUGGAUGGCCUUGGGGUCUCGCUGUACUUGGUGUCUCCUUGAUAUACUUUAUGAUUCUGGAUGUGGUCAAGGUGUAUUGUUUCCGAUACUGGAGUUUCCAAUUGACGGCCAAGAUGGUACCUACAAAAGGACGUCGCUCCAAGUUGGAAGGUCGCAAGUUGGAUCAAGCUUAUCAAAAACGAAUGGAAAUUUCUUGGGGAAAACUACAACAUACUGUACAAGCUCACAAUAUUGUCGCUGCCUUUAAGCAUCUAGAUGAAUUCAGGAAUACAGCUUCUGGUGCCGCUUGAUGGAUUGAUCUUAGUCAUCUAUAUCCUUUAGCCUUUAUCUUUAUAUUUUAUCUUUAUAUUAUACAUUUAUAUAGUCUUUGUAUACAUUGUUUUUUUUUCUUAUUAUUAUUUUUCUUAUUAUUCUCUUCUUUCCUUUUGAUAUAUCUUGAUUAGAUAUUUAGUAUUGUACUACACUUUUUUUUUCUCUCUCC